AUGGCAACAGAAGGAGCCCAGAGAGUGACGGAGGACAGUUCUGACAGUGAUGACAGCAUGAGUGGAGACCGCCCAAAUUUGUCUUCUGAGGAGACAGCACUUUCUGAUGAUCUUCUGAAAAACAGUGAAGAGUUUAUAAGACUGUAUGAAGAACAUCAGCCUGAACUCCAGCAGGUCAUCAAAGAUCUGGAAAAGAGCUCUGAUGUAUUUUUAGAUAAAUAUGGAACAGCAACUCGUGCGAGUAGAACAGGGGGACUAGUCGGAGCAGCAGGAGCUGUUGGAGCUGGAGCUGCACUUUUAUUGGCUCCUUUCACUGGUGGUCUUUCCUUGGUUCUGGGGGCAGCGAGUGUGAGUGCUGCUGUUGGUGGUGGAGCAACAAGUUUUAAAAGUAACUCUGACAAAGAAAUUGAACAGAAAAAAGCUGUGGAUGAGGUGGAGAUCGCUCUGAAGAAAUUCAACACAACAACUGAUAGAGUCACCAACCGCCUGAAGAACGUCUGUAAUGAUGUUGAGAAGAUCUGGCAGUAUCAGAAUGAUGAACAGUCUGGCUCAGUUAAAUGUGGAAUAGAACAUUUCAGAAAGAGUGUUGAAGAUCUGUCAGAGCUAGCUAAACUGUUUUCACCAGGGGAUCUUCGGAGACUGUUAGAUCAAGGAACACAAACAGUAGAUAUACAGAUAUUUGCAGGAUCAUUUAUUACAGCUCUGCUUACUAUGAUUGGUUUUAUCUUUGUCUUUGAGGAUAGCAGAACACUCAGAGAUUUUGAUAAACUGAAGGCACAAUCCUCAGUACGGGAGGCGGAACUGGAGUCAAAAGCAGGAAAGUUCAUUUAUAAGCUGAGAGAAACGAAUCAACAACUACAGAACACCUUAAAUGAACUGAAAACUUCAAAAUCAGAGGUAGAGAGAGUGAUCAUACGCAAACUUAAACAGCAGAAGGAGGCAAACAAAUAA
This is a messenger RNA of Cylicocyclus nassatus, 951 nucleotides long. The record is from the annotation of a GenBank genome assembly. NCBI's taxonomy places the organism in Eukaryota, Metazoa, Nematoda, Chromadorea, Rhabditida, Strongylidae.